Messenger RNA from Myzus persicae (green peach aphid), 1118 nucleotides. RefSeq names its product outer dense fiber protein 3-like. The coding region runs from base 1 to 906 and encodes 301 amino acids. The transcript has 2 exons. The record is from RefSeq and is a predicted model, not a curated record. Lineage: Eukaryota; Metazoa; Arthropoda; Insecta; Hemiptera; Aphididae.
AUGGGCCGGAAGAUAUUAGGUUGCGACCCCAUAGCCAGAUUCGUGAUACCCGGGAGUAAUGACCCAAUCGGAGAAGAAUGCUGCAAGGUUACUAAAUUUGAUGUGGACCAUACGGUCUUGGAUUGUAUGGACGGCGCGAAACCCCUCAAGAGUGUCCGGAUGAUGGGCUGCUUUUUAGAACCUCGCUCGGUCGAAGGGUACAUAAUGGACAAGAAAAUUCUUGAUUACACUAACUCAGGAUCUAGGAGUCCAGGGCCCGCGGCUUACUGCGUGAAGACUACGAUCGGACCACGAGCCACCGAUCCGUCGAUUGAAAAGAACCCCGCGUACUCAUUCCCGGGUAAAAAAUCCAAAAACUUGUGUGCGUUGGGCCCUGGACCAGCGUACAACACUAUCGGACUGACUCGUGAUGGUCGUCACCGAGUCCCGGGUGGGCCGUUUGGUAUGCGUCCCUCUGGCUCCGGGUUGGCCUGCACCCCCAGCCCCGCCGAAUACUGCAUAAAGUCGGGGCUUUCGAAUGCCGGCCAUCGGAUAGGGCCAAGGCCUGCAGCGCGGACCGGCGAGCGGUACUGCGGCCCGGCGCCGAACGCGUACUUGCCGUCGUGCAGGGACUGUGGGCUGAAAACGAGUCUUGGACAGCGGUUCAAGGCUCGCAAGGUGUGUCCAACGCCUGGUCCCGGCCAAUACGAGCUACCACCGGCUGAUCUGUACCUACCAGGUCGGUUCUCGACCGGCAGAACAAUUGGCAAACGGUUGUUCCGGGGCUGUCCGCAAGUGACACCGGGCCCCGGUGCGUACGAUGGAAAAGAACCGAAGUGCUGCACCAGGUUCUCGUUUGGAGCUAAGAUAAAGGACACGGUGCCUGUGUUCAGUGUCACAGCUGACAACCAACACUUCCGAUGUUAAACGCCGCCUGAACCAAAACACUUAUCGUCUUGAUUGAUCAUUACACAGCCAUUAUUACGAUAGAAAUAGAUUGUUUUUUAAAAAAAAAUACUACAUUAUACACCAAAUUUUAACACUAUUUAAUAAUUUGUUUCCUGAAUAUGUUAAAUUUCUACCUGAUAAAAAUAGACGGUAUUAAAUUUAAGGAAAAUAUUUUAAUUAACAUUCAAAAU